Molecule: messenger RNA, 1195 nt
Organism: Cutaneotrichosporon oleaginosum
Lineage: Eukaryota; Fungi; Basidiomycota; Tremellomycetes; Trichosporonales; Trichosporonaceae
Source: RefSeq, a predicted model, not a curated record
GACGACUAUCUAUCUGACUAACAGCCCGUUGCACUCCGUGUUGUCUGCGCGUGCUCAUCGAUCAUCGAUCUCAUGGCGAUAUGGCGACAACAAUGUCCAUGGGCUCGCGUGUCUCAUGUCUCAUUGCUCGAGGCAAGCACUUUGGGUGUAUUUGCUGGGCACUCACUAAUCCACUAAUCGAUGGUCAAAGGCGAGCAACAGGGAGAAGGCUGAAAUGUGCGACUUGGAGCGGCCUCUUGAGACCAACGAUCUUUCGUUCUCUUUCUCUCUUUCUCUCUUUCUCAUCGUCUUCAUCUCUCAUCAUCCCAUCGUCGCGUGUACCAUUCGCUCCCAACACCCCCGCUACCCUCGCGUAUCCUCGCGAGCCCCUUGUGUUCACCGAUCUUGCUCCUCGCUUUCUCCCUCCACCUGUGUUCGUUGUCGCGCCGCCAAGAGUCCCUCCCACUCUCACCUCGACAUGUCAUCGUCGAAGCCUCUUCCACCCGUGCCCCCACCUUCCCCUCACCGCUCUUCCGACCACUCCACCGACUUUGACGGACCCCUUCCCUCACCUCAAGGCUUCUAUGCCACCAUCGAGGCAGCCUGGGCGCCUAUUGAUACCCCACUCCGUCAGCGUCUUCCCGCUAUCUUUCCCAAGGAGGAGUUCAACCUGGACCCCGCCUCCCACCGCUUCUUCUUAUAUCCCCGCCCUCCCGCCCUGCAGUCUCUCACAGAGAAUCAAGCCCACGCCGUUUGGAAGAUCGGUACCCGGCUCGAUGACUUCAAGCGCAACCUCCAACACAUCCUCAAGUUGUACACCUCGCCUCAGCUCCUUCAGUGGAACACGUGCGCUGUCAACGCUAUGCAGUCAGUGCAGCAAUUCUUCUGCGAUUACGACUCGGACUGGGACUGCGCCGGUUGGGUCGUCAUCAUGGGCCAGGCGUUCGCUCAACACGUCGCAAGCACUGGCAAACUGGUCAAAACUGCUCGCUUCCCCCUUCACACCAUCGCGCAUACUCUCCACGGCCAGCGCUACACACCUUUCGAUCCACCUGCAGAGCCGUACUCUGCAUUCUCGUCGGACUCUUCGAAUGAGGCUGAUAGCUUUCGUGAGGCUGAGCUGCAGUCGGGUGGCGAAGAAGGUUGAGUGACUUGGAGUGCAGACUGUUGUAGAGUAGCUUUCGAUGUGCACCGCUUGUAUGCUCUCUGUCUGGUU